This is a messenger RNA of Panicum virgatum (switchgrass), 590 nucleotides long. RefSeq lists its product as uncharacterized. The record is from RefSeq and is a predicted model, not a curated record. Lineage: Eukaryota; Viridiplantae; Streptophyta; Magnoliopsida; Poales; Poaceae. The transcript has a single exon. The coding region runs from base 203 to 442 and encodes 79 amino acids.
UAGUUCCCGCUCCGGUUUCCCACUCCCCGCUGCCCGUCGUGGAGAACGCGGGGCCUCCAGACUUCCGGAGCCCGGGCGCGUGUACAAGUAGAGCCCGGAGCCGCGUGGCUACCAAAGCAGCCAAGUGGAAAAGAGCUAGCAGGAACACCUUUCUCUCCAGUGCGUAGGAGCGAGAGUAGCGGAGAAGGCGUCGAGUGCAGGGAUGGCUGGAGCAGCGGUGGGCGUCUGGCUGGAGGCGUUCGCCAAGUUUGGCCGGCCGGAGGCGGCGCAGGCCGCCGGCACGGAGGCCAGCUGGCGCCGUCAGGGUGAUGGUGGCGCAGGCGUGGCUGAGGGCGGGGAGAAGGGCGGCGUUGUCCAGGAGAAGCGGCAGCGGAGCAGCUGCGGGCUCUCCGACUCGGACACUGUGGCGUGCAUGCUCAUGGACCGCUUCGCCCCGGCGUGACACAUACAUCAUACAUGGAAGGAGGCGGUAUUUCGCUAAUUUGUACUGUAAAUUAUGUGACACUGUAUCAUACUAGUCCUAUGCCUUGGAAGUGAAUAAUUUUUUGGUUAGCAAUCUCAGUCUGUUCUGAUUUGGCACGGCGCGUUGA